CCUCGCUAUGCCCGCUGUGGUGACCGAGACUGAAGGCCCGAGUCGCGGGGAGUCCUCCGGCGCGGCGGCGGCGGCGGCGGCGCCUCACGGGGAGCUCCAGUACCUGAGGCAAGUGGAGCAGAUCCUGCGCUUCGGGCACAGGAAGGAGGACCGCACGGGCACCGGCACCCUCUCCGUCUUCGGGCUGCAGGCGCGCUACAGCCUCCGAGAUAAUUUUCCAUUGCUAACAACUAAAAGGGUUUUCUGGAAGGGAGUACUUGAAGAGCUACUUUGGUUUAUCAAGGGUUCUACAAAUGCAAAAGAACUUUCUGCUAAAGGUGUUAAGAUCUGGGAUGCCAAUGGUUCUCGUGAAUUCUUAGACAAACAGGGAUUCUUUUCUAGGGAGGAAGGAGACUUGGGCCCAGUUUAUGGCUUCCAGUGGAGACAUUUUGGAGCUGAAUACAAAGAUAUGCAUACAGAUUACACAGGGCAAGGGGUAGAUCAGCUGCAGCAAGUAAUUGAUACAAUCAGAAACAAUCCAGAUAACAGAAGAAUAAUCAUGUGUGCGUGGAAUCCUAAAGAUAUAUCCUCAAUGGCCUUGCCUCCAUGUCAUGCUCUAUGCCAGUUCUAUGUUUUAAACGGUGAACUCUCUUGUCAGCUGUAUCAGCGUUCUGGAGAUAUGGGGUUAGGAGUACCUUUCAACAUUGCCAGUUAUUCAUUGCUCACUUCAAUGGUUGCCCAUGUUACAGGCUUGAAGCCUGGCGAGUUUAUACAUACACUAGGAGACGCUCAUAUUUACCUGAAUCAUAUCGAACCUUUGAAAAUCCAGCUUCAGAGGCAACCAAGACCUUUUCCAAAACUCAAAAUUCUUCGCAAUGUUGAAAACAUCAAUGACUUCAACGUGGAUGACUUUGAACUAGAAGGUUAUGAUCCUCAUCCGUCUAUUAAAAUGGAAAUGGCUGUCUAGGUGACUUGUAACAGUGUUUACUUGCCUUAAGGUCCAAUUUGCAGUAGUGCCCUUAGAAGAACCGUAUUUUGACUUUCUAAAUAUUAGAAAAUACUAAAGAUAUUUCAUGAUAAAUUAUCAUGGUUUUCUUAUGGAGUUUGAAGUAUGCACUGUAUCCAAUGAAGUACUCCCCCCCACCCACCCCCCGAGGAUACAUUUUUCAACUUCACUUGCUGUGACAGGUUAACUUUCUAGGUUUUAUAAUAGAAAAGCACUUUCUACAAUUUCUGAACUAUGCAAUA
Molecule: messenger RNA, 1227 nt
Organism: Zootoca vivipara (common lizard)
Lineage: Eukaryota; Metazoa; Chordata; Lepidosauria; Squamata; Lacertidae
Gene: TYMS
Product: thymidylate synthetase
Biological process (GO): dTMP biosynthetic process
Cellular component (GO): cytosol; mitochondrion
Molecular function (GO): thymidylate synthase activity
Source: RefSeq, a predicted model, not a curated record